This is a messenger RNA of Pelobates fuscus (common spadefoot toad), 1128 nucleotides long. It is a transcript of the gene PDZD11, whose product is annotated as PDZ domain containing 11. Gene Ontology annotation, cellular component: cell-cell junction; basolateral plasma membrane; synapse. Lineage: Eukaryota; Metazoa; Chordata; Amphibia; Anura; Pelobatidae. The record is from RefSeq and is a predicted model, not a curated record. The transcript is spliced from 7 exons. The coding region runs from base 112 to 540 and encodes 142 amino acids. Gene Ontology annotation, biological process: maintenance of epithelial cell apical/basal polarity; protein localization to basolateral plasma membrane; neurotransmitter secretion. Gene Ontology annotation, molecular function: protein binding.
GCGGAAGUGUUGUGAAUUCCACCGUAGUAGAAUCUGGCUGCUGGGAAGGGACUGAGAGCACACCGGAAGUCAGAAGACAGUGUAUCAGUUUUCAUUAUUCUCUGGCUGGGGAUGGAGGGCCGAACCACUUAUGAUGAGUAUCCGUACCCCGUCGUAUUUCUGCCACCUUACGAGAAUCCCCCGGCUUGGAUCCCUCUGAAGGAGCGUAUGUAUCACUCAGAUUAUAACAAUCAGUUGACACAUUUCCUUCCACGGACUAUUCUCCUGAAGAAGCCACCUGGAGCACAGCUAGGAUUUAACAUCCGUGGGGGAAAAGCUUCACAACUUGGGAUCUUUAUCUCAAAGGUAAUCCCAGACUCUGAUGCUCAUCGGGCUGGACUUCAAGAAGGAGAUCAGGUGCUGACUGUCAACAAUGUGGAUUUUCAAGAUAUCGAGCAUAGCAAGGCUGUGGAGAUUUUAAAAACGGCACGUGAAAUCUUCAUGCAAGUUCGUUUUUUUCCAUACAAUUAUCAACGUCAGAAGGAGAGGACUGUUCACUAGGCACAGCAAAAGCCCUAUUUGCGUCCGUCCAUAUUUAUUAGGUUAUUAAGGGGUUGCUUUGGUGGUUUCGGGAAAUAACUCUGUGUACUACUCUACAAAAGGGACAUGUUAACAUUUUUCUGUCAGCCAGCAUUACUUUUACAAUUCAUGUCAGUUGUAAUCAGAGCUUUUAUUUUUAAAAAUUCCAUGUCUGAAUACCUGUCAUAUUAAGCACAUUACUGCAAAAGGAGGGUAUAAAUAAAUUACAUUUUUGUCUCUUCAGUAAUUACGUGGGCUCUUGCUGCACCAUGCAUUAGUACAUUCUUUAUUGUACAUGGAGACUAUGGGUGUUUAUUUGGGGGUAGGGGAUUUGCCAACUGUUUGAGUUCAAACGGUUUGACAAAAAUAAAAAAAAAGCAGGGUUGAGAAAACCAUAGAUUUCUUGCACAACAACCACUGUGAUGGGCUGUAGUGGGUUUGUUGCAUGGAGUGCACCUUAAAAAAAACAAACAAAAAAAAAAAAACUACACGCGUGCUCUUCUGGAAAAAUACUGUACAGAGACAUUCCAGCAAACUCUACUUCCAUUAUCUGCAGGCUUACUACUCUUU